CUUUGUUACUGCAGAUAUGGGCUCGUUACACUUGAGUUAUCCUUUGCUCGACUCGUUCAAAAUGGAGAUCGAUCCAGUCAUGAGUGAUGAAGAACCCAUGGAACUAGACAUCAUUGGUACGCCCACACAUAUGGCUUGGUCCCCAUCCACAGGUUCCUUCCUAUCUCCAUAUUUAAUAGUCCGAAUUAUUGAUGGGAUAGGCAGACUUAGACUCACCUCUAAGUAUGGUAUGCGAUCACCCACUUACAUUGAAACGCCAAUGAUCCGUCAUGGGCUAACUUCAAUAAGAGAUAGGGUGAAGCCAAAAAGACUAUUCACCGAACAUCAUGUCGAAUAACGAAUUAGAUUCAAGUGGAUUGUUUGCUGAAGCAAAUUUCUACGUGCAAGGCAAAUCUAGUUGUA
This is a messenger RNA of Nezara viridula (southern green stink bug), 402 nucleotides long. NCBI's taxonomy places the organism in Eukaryota, Metazoa, Arthropoda, Insecta, Hemiptera, Pentatomidae. The record is from the annotation of a GenBank genome assembly.